Molecule: messenger RNA, 882 nt
Organism: Corylus avellana
Lineage: Eukaryota; Viridiplantae; Streptophyta; Magnoliopsida; Fagales; Betulaceae
Gene: OFP14
Product: ovate family protein 14
Biological process (GO): negative regulation of DNA-templated transcription
Source: RefSeq, a predicted model, not a curated record
AUGCCUAAGAAGCUUCAAAAAUCUCUUCAGGGGUACCUCACCAAGAUCAAAAAACCCACCCCACGCAUCCAAUUCCCCUCUAAUAAUUCCUUCUCAUCCUCCAAAAAUUGGAUCCUCUCUGGGUGCAAGCACCCCAAGACUCUCUCCUUCGCCAUGGACCACAACCAAGAGAAGGCCCGAAAAAAUGAUGAUGCCGACGGCAAAAAGGGCGGCGGUGAGGUGACGUUAUCCGACGUCGACCGCUUCCUCUUUGAGAAUUUCAAGUCGCUGUAUAUAGAGGAGGAUGAAGAUAAUUACAAUGAAAAGAAGGGCAAAGCAAAUACUACUUAUGAAGGGGAAAACCCUAGUAGUGGUGGUGGAGUUUUGGUUGGAUCGCCUCGGUUCACCGAUCUGCCACCCGAUCUUUGCGGGUCACACCGGUUUUUCAUCUCCCCCAGCGUGUCGAGCUCACUUAUUGAGGAAUCCCGGACAAGUGUCAUGUCCGAGGAUCCGGGCUCAAGCUCAAUAUCGACUACUAUAACCCUAAAUGAUUCCACCACCUCAACAACAACAACUAAUGACCAUGCAAAGGAUCGUGUCACGCUUCCCGAUGACUGCAUCGCUGUUCUAGUGUAUUCUCCGACCCCGUACGAAGAUUUCCAGCAGUCCAUGCAAGAGAUGGUUGAAGCCCGAUUGAGAAAUCACCAUGGAAAGGUUGAUUGGAGUUUCAUGGAGGAGCUUUUGUUUUCUUACCUAAACCUCAAUGAGAAGAAGUCGUACAAGUACAUUCUAAGUGCUUUCGCUGAUUUGAUCGUCGUUUUGCGUCAGGAUUCGUCGGAGAAGGUUCCGGUAAGAUCACGGAAUGUUGAAAGAGAGAGGAGGAUGAAAAGGAGAGAGAAGUAA